AUGACCGACCAAGUUACCGGUGCUAUCAAACACGCAGUCAUGGGACACCGAAACGACAAGAUCGAUCAGCUCAAGGCCAACAUCGUUGAGCCGAGCGAGAACACUCGAAUUACCUCCGAUUAUGGAGUGAAGCAGAACAACACCGAUCAAUGGCUGCGCGUCAACAGCGAGGACCAAACUGGUCCCAGUCUUCUCGAGGAUGCUUUUGGACGUGAGAAGAUCCAUCGCUUCGACCAUGAGCGUAUCCCCGAGCGCGUUGUCCACGCCCGCGGUGCAGGUGCUCACGGCACUUUCAAGCUGUUCGAGUCCGCGGAAGAUGUCACCAAGGCCGGCAUCUUUACCGACACCUCCAGAGAGACACCCGUCUUUGUUCGAUUCUCGACUGUCCUGGGAAGUCGCGGCUCUGCUGAUACUGUUCGCGAUGUUCGUGGGUUUGCGGUCAAGUUUUACACACAAGAAGGAAAGCCUGAGCCGCACAAUGAAGUUCCCCAAGCACAGUCCGCGCACAACAACUUCUGGGAUUUCGUCUGGGGACACUCAGAAGCGACUCACAUGUACAUGUGGGCCAUGUCCGACCGCGCAAUUCCUCGAUCCUACCGCAUGAUGCAAGGUUUUGGCGUCAACACCUACACUCUUAUCAACGACAAGGGCGAGCGCCGAUUUGUCAAGUUCCACUUCACACCUGAGCUCGGAGUCCACUCUCUGGUUUGGGAUGAAGCUCUUAAGCUUGCUGGUCAGGACCCCGACUUCCACCGCAAGGACCUUCAGGAGGCCAUCGAAAACGGCGCGUACCCGAAGUGGAAGUUUGGCAUCCAGGUGUUGGAGGAAUCCCAAGAGCACGAUUUCGACUUCGAUAUUCUUGACGCUACUAAGGUCUGGCCGGAAGACCAGAUUCCCGUCCGCUAUAUCGGAGAGCUGGAACUUAACCGCGUCGUCGAUGAGUAUUUCACCGAGACCGAGCAGGUCGCUUUCUGUACCAGCCACCUUGUGCCUGGCGUUGGUCCGUCAGACGAUCCUCUGCUCCAGGGCCGAAACUUUUCUUACCAGGAUACCCAGCUCAGCCGUUUGGGUACCAACUGGGAGGAGCUACCUAUUAACAAGCCUGUUUGCCCAGUUAUGAAUUUCAACCGCGAUGGUGCCAUGCGACACACUAUCUCCAAGGGCAAGGUCAACUACUGGCCUAACCGAUACAGCCACCAGCCCCCUGCUACCGCCCAGGAGGGUGCCUACGUAGACUACCAGCAAAAGGUUGCCGGUAUUAAGCAGCGGGCUCUCAGCAAGAAGUUCAAGGAUCACUUCUCUCAGGCUCAGCUCUUCUACAACUCGCUUUCUGAGAUUGAGAAGGCUCACAUCCAGGCCGCCUUCUCUUUCGAGUUGGACCAUUGCGAUGAAGCUAUCGUCUACGAGCGCCUGACUGAGCGUCUCGGUGUAGUUGAUGGCGAGCUUGCAAACACGAUCGCUGAAAUGGUCGGCGGCAAGAAGCCCGUUGAGGCCAAGGCAAAUCCCGGAAAGAAGGCCAAGAACUUGAGUCAGAUGGACUUCCUUCCCAAGAUUCCGACUAUCAAGUCGCGCCGUAUUGCCAUCAUCAUCGCUGAUGGUUACGAUCCUGUCGCUUUUAACGCUCUUUACGGCGCUAUCAAGGCUCAGAGUGCCCUUCCUUUCGUUAUCGCACCUCGCCGAUCUGCUAUCUUCUCCGCCAACGAGGAUUCAUCCUCAUCCAAGGGUAUUGUCCCCGACCACCACCUCGAAGGUCAGCGAAGCACCAUGUUUGACGCUAUCUUUGUUCCCGGCGGUGAAAAGUCUAUUCAGACCCUUUCCAAGAACGGUCGAGCUCUUCACUACAUUCGUGAGGCUUUCGGUCACUUGAAGGCGAUUGGUGGUACUGGUGAGGCCGUUGACUUGAUCAACAAGGCCAUCCAACUUCCUGAGGUCUCACUCUCUGAGACAGAUGGCAGUGGCGUCGUCGACAGCUAUGGCGUUGUGACUCUGAAGAAUGCUUCGCCUGACAGCCUCAAGGAGAUUGUCACCGUUGCUUCCGAUGCCAAGGGCUUCCUGGAGAAGUUCGUGUACAACAUCAGUCAGCACCGUAACUGGCAGCGAGAGCUGGAUGGAUUGAGCACUAUGGUGGCAUACUAA
Fusarium musae is the source of this 2136-nucleotide messenger RNA. It is a transcript of the gene CAT1, whose product is annotated as catalase A. The record is from RefSeq and is a predicted model, not a curated record. The coding region runs from base 1 to 2136 and encodes 711 amino acids. NCBI's taxonomy places the organism in Eukaryota, Fungi, Ascomycota, Sordariomycetes, Hypocreales, Nectriaceae. Gene Ontology annotation, molecular function: catalase activity; heme binding. The transcript is spliced from 3 exons. Gene Ontology annotation, cellular component: cytosol. Gene Ontology annotation, biological process: response to oxidative stress; hydrogen peroxide catabolic process.